This is a messenger RNA of Didymodactylos carnosus, 626 nucleotides long. The record is from the annotation of a GenBank genome assembly. NCBI's taxonomy places the organism in Eukaryota, Metazoa, Rotifera, Eurotatoria, Philodinida, Philodinidae.
AUGAAUGGAGUGGCCGUGGCUAAACACAGUGUACUACAAGGAGGAGCACAAGCUGGUGCUCCAACAAGAGCUGUUCCUGCAGCACAUGCAGCCAUACAAGCAGCAAAAUUAAGUGGUCCAGCAGUCACUGAUGAGAUGCAAUAUAAUAAUAAGAUGAAUAAGGUAAUAAGACGACGAACGGCCAAAUAUCGAUCAUACAAUGAUGAGUCGUGCUAACCGCGGUCGCUACUUCGACUUUGCUAAAGACUCUCAUCAAACGGUUUGACUUGGAAAUUAAGAAGUCAAUUAUGUUCGAAUGAUCAGAAAAGACGGUCAUAAAUGAGAAAUUAAAUUUCUUAAUUUUUCAUAAGAGAAAAUGCCGAGAUAACUAUUAUUUGAAUAUAUGAAGUAUGUUAAAUGAAACAAUGAUGGCUCUUGGCAAUUUCCUUUGACAAUUUUAAAGGAAGUCAUAGUUGGAAAUACUCGUGACGCAUGGAUGGAUUACCUAUUGUUCUUUUCAAUAUUGUUAUCAGGAAAAAUUCAUACUUCUUCCACAAGAAUAAAUAUGAAAUCAAUAUCUAUAUAUAUUAACGAAAAUUCAUCGUCAGAAAGCCAGCUACUUCACAUCUACUAACCAUAAAUUAUAA